AUGGAUAAAGCCGGUGUGAUUACACCACAUCCUACACCAACAAGAAUGCAGCACCUCACGAAUGUAGGCACAAAUACUGUCAGUGAUGGCAAUGUCAAGGCGGAUCAUUUCUGCGCCAUGAUACCGUGUCCAAAGAAUGAAAGUAAGCCGACUCGGCUCAGCGGGUACUACAACAUGAGAGUUUUGUCAGAAUUUGCAACGUGUUCUCCAGAAGGGCGACUGAAGAUCAUGUGUGUCACACCGGAAAAUCAAGGACUGGAUGUAGCCCGAGCUCCCAGUUCAUAA
Messenger RNA from Caenorhabditis remanei, 285 nucleotides. RefSeq lists its product as uncharacterized. The transcript is spliced from 2 exons. The record is from RefSeq and is a predicted model, not a curated record. NCBI's taxonomy places the organism in Eukaryota, Metazoa, Nematoda, Chromadorea, Rhabditida, Rhabditidae. Bases 1 to 285 code for a protein of 94 amino acids.